AAACGCCAUUUCGCGUCCAGUCUUUGCAAAAAGAGAUCAGAUUGCCAUAAAAUGCUUCUACGUCCAGCACGCACCUGCACACGGUCACUCCACACAUCAACACGCGCAUUUGCGGCCCGACAAUCCAUAUACCCACCGAACGACGCUUCCCGAAACCGGCAAAACCUAGUUCCUAAAUUUUCGACCAAACAGUCAUCACUGAAUCUGAGCAGACGAUCCAUAGCAACCUCAGUACCUCGACUUCAACAAAUUGGCUCCGCAGAACGGAUCUCAACAUCCAAGAUGGCAGGUGACGACCACUACCUUACUCUGUCAUGCCCCGAUAAAGCAGGCAUUGUGUAUGCUGUCACGGGUCUCUUAGCGAAGGAAAACCUCACCAUUCUGGAUCUACAGCAAUUCUCCGACCCAGACUCCAAGACUUUCUUCAUGCGCGUCCAUUUUGGACACUCCCCUGAUGUCUCCGCACUACAAGAUAGCAUGAAGAAGCUCGCCUCGGAGAUGAGUAUGACGUACCACAUCCAGCGGGUAGACGCAAAGCCUAAGGUCCUUAUCAUGGUGUCCAAGAUCGGCCAUUGCCUCAACGAUUUAUUGUUCCGCGUCAAGUCUGGUCAACUCAAGGUUGAUGUACCAAUCAUUGUAUCCAACCACCCCGAGUUCGCUGAACUAGCAAAGAACAACGGUAUCGAAUUCCACCACCUACCCGUAACCAAGGAUACCAAAGAGAAACAGGAGACACAGAUAUUGGAUUUGAUCAAACAACACAACAUCGAUCUUGUGGUUCUCGCACGCUACAUGCAAGUGCUCUCGCCUCGUCUGUGUACAGAAAUGUCGGGCAAGAUCAUCAACAUCCAUCACUCUUUCUUGCCUUCUUUCAAGGGCGCGAAGCCGUACCAUCAGGCUUAUGAGCGCGGUGUUAAGAUCAUCGGGGCAACCGCACAUUUUGUUACAGCCGAUUUGGAUGAGGGACCAAUAAUUGAACAGCGCGUUGCGAGGGUUGAUCAUGCUUUGAGCCCCAAGGAAUUGGUGGAGGAGGGAAGCAAUGUUGAAAGUCAGGUCUUGGCUGCGGCGGUCAAAUGGUGGAGUGAGAAGAGGGUAUUUUUGAACGGUCAGAAAACCGUCGUGUUCAACUAGAAUGCUCAUGCAAAUGGACGAAAAGCAAAUCGAUGGAUCCAGUGAAACGCAAGGACUGUUUGGCUUUUUGGUGAAGGCAUUGUGGCAGAGCGGUUGGAUGGGCAGAUUUGCUGAGGUUUCCAUCCAAUCCUAAUGCAGUAUGUGUCUCGAGACGAUGCUAGAGGUAUGAAUCACUCGUGCAGACGUCCGGCUCCUCACGACACUCUUCGUGGGGCAAGACUACAGGUCAUUGCGACUACGUGUAUCUGCUUAGUGAUGUGGCGAGUUACAUGACGAGUGUCGAUAUUCCAGUCAAUAGGGUCAUUGGCAUAUACUGAGUUGGGUAUGGGAGCAAGUAUCAGUAUAAAUUUGUUUCAUGGAUCACAC
This is a messenger RNA of Alternaria alternata, 1497 nucleotides long. Its product is annotated as formyltetrahydrofolate deformylase hydrolase. NCBI's taxonomy places the organism in Eukaryota, Fungi, Ascomycota, Dothideomycetes, Pleosporales, Pleosporaceae. Gene Ontology annotation, molecular function: formyltetrahydrofolate deformylase activity. The transcript has a single exon. The record is from RefSeq and is a predicted model, not a curated record. Gene Ontology annotation, biological process: 'de novo' IMP biosynthetic process. Bases 283 to 1131 code for a protein of 282 amino acids.